UUGGUUUGGGAGAGGAGCUGUACUCAGAAGAACAGACAGGAUGCAUUGGAAGACUUUGCUGCUGCUGCUGUUCUAUUACAGUGUUCAUGCCACUAUGACCUACAAAUGGAGCAGAGCUAUGCUCUUCCCAGCUGCUCAGCGACUGAAGAGGUCCUCAGCCACAUUUCUUAACCCAGUGCUACAAAACUCACUGGAAGACGUGGUCCUGCUUUAUGAGUUUCUUUUAGCUGAGCUUGACAUUGACAAAAGUCAGAGAAUCUCCAUCAAAGAUGAGGAGCUGGCUUCACUGAGGAAGGCUGCUGAAUUUGACACCAUCUGCAAUGAGGUUAUCCCAAAGAGCAUCACAGAGGUCCGCAGGCUGAGUAGCAGACUGUCCACCUACCCGAGGGUCCUCAAGAAAGAAGACUUUGAAAGGACAGUACUGACUAUGGUCUACACAGCCUACAGGGCUGCUCAGUCCCAGGGGCACCAGAAGGACACUUGGGCUGAAUCUUUUGUUAAUCUUUACAAGGCCCUGAAGCAUGACUUGAUGUUCCCAUACAACAAAGAGCCAUCAUAGUGGAAGACUUAAUAUACCACCAACUCAGCCGUCUCUUCUGGUUGAUAACAUGUGUAACACGUCCACCACUUUAUUCUGCAAAUAGUUUAAUAGCCUGCUUAGUGAAAGAUUAUUUGUUUUCUAGCUCCCCCUCGUGGAAUCCACUUUAUAGAUACAUGUUAAAAGGGGAAAAAAUUAUCUUCAGUCUCUAGAAUUCAUUUAUGAACUGGCUAGGAAGUAUGUUCUGUGACAGGGAGAAGAAGGGUGUCUGCAUACACCCUUCUUAUAUAUGUAUGCACCAUAUAGAUAUGCCUUUAUUUCAUCCCGUGGAAUUCCUAUAAACACAUACAUAAGUAUAUGAUGCUGGUAUUCCCAUAUUGAUAUGUAUGUGCUGGAGAAUUCUACUUUCCUAGCUGAGAAAAAAAGGUGUCCAGGGGUGUCCAAUAAGAGAUCGUUAUAAACAGUUGAAGAGGCCCUCUGUAAAAGAAAGAGGAGCCAUAACUGUCGGUGCUCAGAAAUCAUGGGAAACAUAUUCAUUCCAAAUAUUCUUGAAAAUAAGUAGUCUGACUCAUUUCAUAGUCAUUUGGCUGAGCCAGUUUUUAAUCACAAUAACAUUUGCAGAAGACAAAGGGCACUGUGAAUACCAGCAGCAAACAAUUCCCUGCUCCCCAGAAGAGUUCUACCAAACAGUAUGUAACGAUCCUCUCACUAUUUGCACAUGACUUUGCUUCUGCUCCUAUUUCUUAAAAGGAAAAUGGAUUUGUCCUCUGUGGAGUCCAAGGCAAGACAAAGGCCCCAUUUAAUUUAACAAUAACAAAUUUUUCCUGGUUCUAUCACUUGAACCAUAGCUCAUCUAAGACUGUUCUUCAGAAUCCUCUGGAGGCAAGGGAAGAAAGUAAACUAUGUCAUACCUGGUGCUGAAUUUUGCAAUGUGGUUCAUCUUUAAUUGUAAAUUGCACUGUGUAUGUGUGUGUGUGUGUGUGUGUGUGCGUGUGCGCGCGUGCACCUGAGUGCAAGAUGAAUCCUAAAUCAUUCAGUCAGGGAGCAACCGUAUCACACAGCUUGCUAGAAAAGGCCAUUCACCAGUCCAAUGGCAGAAACUGUCAAUAUGGGGGCAGAGAGGAAACUGCUAGUUCAUAGCAAAAAUUGCUUGUAGAAAUAAUGCAAUAGAUUAUUAUAAAUUGUGAAAAAAUCGUGGAAGAUAUGGCCUUAGUGAGCAGAAAAAGGAGAUAUGUGUUGUCUGACAAGUGACCAGCAAUGGAAAAAACAAAAUCUUCUAAAGCUAAUCUCCUAAUUUUUGUGAAUGAGUUACAUAAAUGCUGUUUCUCAUUUAUGCCAGAGAUGUUUUUACUUCCAGAGUGUGGGAAAGCAACUGAAUAUCUUUUUCUUCUUUUCAUGCCAGUACUCUCUGUCUCUCUAUUUACAUAAUAUAUUAAAGAGACAGACCCAAAUCCAAAAUCCCAGAGGCUCUAAAGGAUGAGUGAGGACCCCAGCCCCGAUUCUGAGCCACAUUUGCCUCCUUCUGUAUCACCUGGGCAAAAUAAGCAGUAAAAUCCCCCAUGUUCCUGAACAGGGAUGCUCCAAAGACUGGAGCUGGAAUAGACGAUCCGGCACCCCAUGACUGCAGUAAAACCCAAGCAGUGCAAGAGCUCAGAGUGCUGGGCUUUGAUGGUUGCCAAUGGGCCUGCGGCAGCUUCCAGGGUAGGCUGGCAAUGGCAUAAGCAACUGGACAAUACCUUUGUAAAAGAAAGUGAAUCGUGUAUGUCCCUAGCAGUUUCUGCGUGAGUAUGCAUGGGUGUAACGUGUUUACAUGUAUAGGUACGUAUGUGCAGGUGCACAUUUCUACGCAGAGAACUUCGAUGGCCAUCUUCAAAGUCUGGUUGACAUAUGACACAGCAAACUGCAAACCUCACCCACAGAGCUAUGAGCAACAAAUACCUCCAUCUCCUCUGCCUGCAUACACAGCUCUGCACCUACAAGGCAGUCUUGCACUGCUGCCUGUGUGUGCUUUGAGCCUUCAGCAUGAUCUGUUUGUGUUUUCCUCCCACACACCAUGUUUUAUUACAGGAACUCAGCAGGAGAAGAAACACCAUUGAGCAGGUAUCAUCUCCCUUUCAGGCUUUGCUUCUUCAACUCCCUAAAGCACCUCUUGCUGAAGAGCCUGCAACCUGACCAGUUCAUAAAACCGUUUACAGCCAGUGAUUCCAAAUCUGCAAGGAUAACAGGAGAGAGCAUGACAGCAAGUAUUACAAGCGCUCACUGCCAAGAGAAAUCACUUCCCAGCCACCCUCCUCACCCUACAGCAGAACUAUCUAGCAGUCAGAGUUUAUUCAUCAGUACGUAUCAUAAGCCCCGUAGAAAAGAAUUAGAGAUAAUUUUGAACAUCCUAUCAUUCCCUAUGGUACACUGUACCUCACAGAUUGAUAAUUGAAACCUUUAUUUCCUCUGCAGCAAAUAAAUUCUUCUUGAGUUUGUUUUCUUAUUCCCAUUACUAUGUAUAAAGUAAGAAAAGAGAUUUAUUUCUUGGUACUGUGCUUGGACUGCCCAGGUUAAUUUA
This is a messenger RNA of Rhea pennata, 3095 nucleotides long. RefSeq names its product family with sequence similarity 180 member A (gene FAM180A). The transcript is spliced from 4 exons. NCBI's taxonomy places the organism in Eukaryota, Metazoa, Chordata, Aves, Rheiformes, Rheidae. Bases 41 to 559 code for a protein of 172 amino acids. The record is from RefSeq and is a predicted model, not a curated record.